Molecule: messenger RNA, 5441 nt
Organism: Xyrauchen texanus (razorback sucker)
Lineage: Eukaryota; Metazoa; Chordata; Actinopteri; Cypriniformes; Catostomidae
Product: complement C4-like
Exons: 41
Coding region: 92-5242 (1716 amino acids)
Biological process (GO): complement activation
Cellular component (GO): extracellular region
Molecular function (GO): protein binding; endopeptidase inhibitor activity
Source: RefSeq, a predicted model, not a curated record
AAAUAUUCACUCAGUUACUCUUGUGCAACGUUUGCUUGUCCAAAACCUUCUGGUUAUCCUCUGCUUCUCACAGAGGGCUCACAUAUUCACCAUGGAGGUACAUAUGCCUCCUCUUUUCUAUCUGCUGCUGUGCUUGUGUUGUUUUGCCAAGGGAGAUAACAGACAGAGAUUUCUAAUUACAGCUCCAAGUGUGUUUCACGUUGGUGUGAGAGAACGCAUAAUGAUUCAGGUGGGGGACUCAUUGCUCGGCAAGUCCGUGUCCUGUCAGUUACAAACAGAGAAGCGGGUUCCCAUGUCAGCAAGUGCAAGCAAAACAAUCACCCAAAAAGGACAGUUUGAAACAGUGGAGCUUGAGAUAUUGGCAAAUGAGGUUUCAAACCUAAAAUCUACCAAUGGAGAGCCUCCCUACCUCAAUUUGGUGUGUGAAGUUAAUGGUGAGAAAUGGCAGACCCGUGUCCUGGUCUCCCAAAAAAGUGGCUACAUCUUCAUUCAGACAAACCAACCCAUAUACAACCCCACACAGAAAGUUUUGUUCAGGAUCUUUACUCUGGAUCACACUAUGCGGCCAAAAUCAGAGAUAAUUCACGUUUCUGUACUUAAUGCUGAAGGGAACAAAAUCAAGAAAUCUCAGUACAAAGUUCCAAAUGGCAUUCUUGCACAGAACUUCAAUAUCCCUGAUGUUUCAAAACCUGGUAUUUGGAAGAUUACAGCACAUUACAAAGGUGAUGAGAGAAAUGCUGCAGUGCGUGAAUUCAAGGUUCAAAAGUUUGUUCUUCCCAGCUUUGGGGUUUCUGUUCAGCCAGAGAAAGGAUUUCUGCUUGUGAAUGCUGAGACAUUUACAAUCACAAUUCAAGCCUCAUACACAUAUGGAAGGACCAUUAAAGGUAGUUUCCACUGUCGGUUUGGGGUAAAAGAGGAGGACUCGGAUAAUAAAGAUGACCAAAUCAAGUUCAUUAAAGGACUGGAGCAAACUGGAUCUGUGCAAAAAGGCCACGCUGAGGUUACGGUUAAAGUUUCAGACCUCAACCAGAAACUGAAGGAUUUAACACUGAAUACUUUGGCAGCAACUAAGGCCCAUUUCUACAUUGCUGUCACUGUCACGGACAUUUUAAGUGGUGAAGUGCAGGAAUCAGAGGUUUUCCUUCCCAUUGUUUCGAGUCCAUAUAUUGUGGACCUGUCCCGGACAAGAUCAUACUUCAUACCUGAAAUUCCAUUUGAAGUGGUGGUCAUGGUUCGUCACCCAAAUGGUUCCCCAGCCACAGAUGUCCCAGUGAAAUUAGAUGUGUCAAGCACGGCAGAAAAGUCCUGCAUUAUUACAACUAAUAAAGAGGGAGCAGCAUUUUACAACUUCAAUUUAAAAGAAACACCACAUUCCAUUUCAGUGGAGGCAAUGGUAGGGGGUUUCAAGUCAACCAAAAAAGUGCACCUGAUCAGAACCUCAAAUAGCUUCCUGUCUCUAAGUGUGACUAAUGGUGUACUGUCACCCGGAGCAUUUCUGGAUGUCACAAUUAAUGUCAUUAAUGGUAAACCGGAGGAUGGACAAUUAUAUUACAUGGUACUCAGUAGAGGCACACUGAGAAAAGCAGGAUCGGUUGCUUCAAGUCAUCUGGUAAAAAUAAACAUCUAUUUAACUCCGGACAUGAUCCCGUCUUUAAGAGUGAUCGGCUACUAUUAUGACACGAAUGGUGACAUCAUUGCAGACUCAGUGUGGGUUGAUGUAGAGGACAUGUGUGAGGGGAAGCUUAGCAUAAAGCUUGCUGGUUCUCAGCAUGAUUAUGAGCCAGGAAAAACAGCUGAACUUGAAGUUGACGUAGGACCACAGAAAAAUGCAAAAGUGGCCUUACUAGUAGUGGACAAAGCCAUUUACUCUCUGGGUACUCAAAACAAAAUCACUGCAAAACAGGUGUUUGCCUCCAUGCAGUCCUAUGACCUGGGUUGUUCAUAUGGGGGUGGAGAGAACACAGCUGCCGUUUUUAAUGAUGCUGGUCUGACAUUUAUCUCCCACUCCAACACAGUCCGUUCAAAGAUGAGAAAAGGUUUCAGCUGUGAGUCUGGUUUUAGACGAAACAAACGCAAUAUAGAUAUUCAAACAGAAAUGGCUAGAAAAGAGACUGCGUUUAAGAUAGCUGAGCUGCAGAAAUGUUGUCGCCAUGGCUUCACCCUGAUUCCUAUGAAGCUCACCUGUGAGGACAGAGCGAAAAAAGUGAGCAAAACGAACAAUAAAGCCUGCGUGGAUGCCUUCCGAGAAUGCUGUGAGUUUGCAACCAAGCUAAGAAACAAAAAGAGGAGAGAGGACAUGAGGAAAGCGCAUGGCCGAACUGCUGAUGUUGAUGAAAUUGAGGAUUUCUUUGACAACAACAAAGAUAUUCGCAGAUAUUUCCCUCCAAGCUUUGAAUUUAGGGAGAUUGAUGUGAAAGGAAAAACUAUACACAAAAUCUAUACACCUGACUCUAUCACAACUUGGGAGAUCCAGGCUCUCAGCUUGUCUCCAUCCCAUGGUUUUUGUGUGGUGGAGCCUGUUGACCUUCAUGUAUUUAAGCAUCUGUUUAUUUCCUUGAGGCUUCCCUAUUCUGUCAAAUGCUUUGAACAGCUGGCUAUAGUUGUGGUGAUAUUUAAUUAUAGCAAGUUGGAACGAGAGCUUAUAGUUCAUAUGAAACAAGUGGAAGGUCUUUGUUCACCCGGGGCAUCGUCUACCUCUUCCUAUGUCAGAAUCAAUCUGGACCCAGAGUCCUCCCAGACAGUAACUUUCCCUGCUGUUCCCAUGAAAACAGGCGAAAUCCCUAUCAUUAUUGAACUUUAUGAUAAAGAAGACUAUAAACUAUUGGAUGCCAUUCAAAAGAUGCUCUUGGUAAAGAAUGAGGGAGUGGUAAUAAGAGACGAGCAAACUUAUUUUAUUAAUCUGAAUGGUAGAAGUGACAAAACCUUCUUUAUCAAUGGACUUUUCCCAAACAACACGGUUCCUGAAACAGACGUCAACCUGUUCGUCAAACUAGAAGAAGAACUAUUUGGCCAGUCCACUGCUGUUCCCUUACUGUCCCCAUCCAAUGUGGAAAAUCUGAUCCGGCCUCCUCAUGGCUGUGCAGAGCAAACUAUGAUUCGUAUGUCUCCGACUGCUUUGUCAAUUAGGUACCUGGACAACAGCAACGGCUGGCUAGAUCUGGAAGCAGGGUCCAGAGACAAGGCACUGGAUUUCAUUGAGAAAGCUUAUGAAAGAAUUUUGACUUUCCAAAAGCCUGAUGGAUCCUACGGAGCUUGGCGAGACUAUCCAACAAGCACAUGGUUGACUGCACUGGUGGUGAAAGUGUUGUCUCUUGUGGCUGAUCGACAGUUAGAAACUAGAGAACAGAGAGGAACAACAGAAAAGGCCAUUUCACAGGAGGACAUCCGCAAAGCAGUUACAUAUCUAAUAAAAACACAGAGCCUAGAUGGGUCCUUUUCCGAUUCUAAUCCAGUCAUUCAUAGGGAAAUGCAGGGCGGUAUUGGGGGAGUUGAGCAAGAUGCCUCUUUAACAGCUUUCAUAACCAUUGCUCUCCAACGCUCUAUCCCUUUCUUGGACAGAGAGAUAGACGAUGUGAAAAACAGCAUAUCUCGUGCCACUGACUUCCUCCUUGCACGGGUUGAUGAUUUAAAGAGAUCAUACGCCUUAGCCAUUACAGCAUACUGUUUGUCUACCUGUCUUCCCAACCAACCUCGAGCACUGUCAGCUUUGGAGAAACUCAAAAGUCUGGCAAGAAAAGAGGGCGAUUGUCUUGUUUGGCGAGAUGAUGAGAAGAUGAUAUUGGUAAAUGAGGCUCAGCCAUACAAGGUGCCCUCUGGAGUGGCAUUAGUUGUAGAGACCACAGCAUACGCUCUCCUGACCUCACUCGCACUUAAAGACUUACAGACAGCACAUGAUGCUGCAUGCUUCUUGACUUCACAAGAGAAUUACGAAGGAGGUUUCAAAUCAACGCAGGACACUAUUGUGGCUUUGGAAGCCCUCUCAGAGUAUGCAAUGAGUAUACCAGAACCCCCCAUGACUAAAAUAAAUGCCCAGUUCACAAUUCCAGGGAGGUCUGAGAUGGAGAAGCUGCUUUUGGAAAACAGCGAAAAGAAAGUGGAAGCGGAAUUAAAGAAACUGGUGGGAAACAGCAUAAAUGUAAAGCUUUCUGGAGAAGGAAAAGCUAAAAUGAAGGUGGCAAAGGCAUAUCAUACUCUUAAGGAGGACAUCGACUGCACUGAUGUAUCAAUAAGUGUUUCUAUAGUGGGAAAAGUGGAAUACACAGCUCAUGUAGAAGAAAAUUACAAUUACUAUGAGGACUAUGAAGCGGAGGAGAGGAAGGAAGAGGAAGAUCGCCCUCUCUCCGGCAUUGAGUGGUUUGAUGCUCGCAGCAGACAGAAAAGAGACACCACACAAAACAUACAGAAUGAAAUUAUCUAUCAAGUGUGUAUCAGUCACGCUCAGGGGAGGAACCUCUCUGGAAUGGCCAUUGCUGACAUCACGCUUCUUAGUGGCUUUGAUGCAGUCGUUGCAGACCUGGACAAGCUGAAAGAUCUAGUCGAUGCAUAUAUUUCUCACUAUGAGAUCACACAAGGAAGAGUCCUGUUGUACUUCAAUGACAUGGAUGAAAGUGAGACCUGUAUAGCAUUUGGAGCAAUGCAAAGCGUGCCCAUCGGUUUAGUUCAACCAGCUCCUGCUACGUUUUAUGAUUACUAUGAGCCAGACAGGAGAUGCUCGGUGCUCUACAGUGCUCCCAAGAGGAGCAAGAUGGUUUCUGUCCUGUGCUCAGCUGAUGUAUGCCAAUGUGCAGAAAGAGGUUGUUUCACAGAGAGGAAAACGCUGGAGAUGAACAUUACCAAAAAGGAUAGAUUUGAUUAUGCUUGUUACCGGUCUAUAAUUGAUUAUGCUUAUGAGGUCAUUGUGGAUUCAGUUGCCGAAAAGAGCAACUUUGUACUAUACUCAACAACUGUGAGAGUGGUCCUACGAAACUUGGGAGACAUAACUGUCAGCCCAGACAGCAUGCGGGUGUUUGCCAAGAGGAAGCACUGCAAGAGUGAGCUGAAAGAGAAGAACAUAUAUCUCAUCAUGGGUAAUGAUGGCCCCACCAGAGACUCUGAUGGAAACAUGCAGUAUCUAUUGGAUUCAAACACAUGGGUUGAGAUGAAGCAAUCGCUCUCCACAUGCAAAGCAUCAGUCAACAGACUUUACUGCAAGGAACAGAAAGAUUUUGUGAAAGAAUAUCAAGCUGAUGGAUGUAACCUGUAGUCUGUGAUAAAAUUUGGGGCCAUUUAAUUACUUAUUUCAGCUCAAAGGCUUUGAGGUUAUUCUAAACCUGAAUACCUAACUAAACUAAAAUGGCUUUUCUUGGUUGCUAAAGAUUAUGAUGACUGAGAACAUUGUAACCAUGUUCAUGUUGUAAUGUCUCAUUUUAACAGUGCUUUGCUUUUAUAAAUGGUCCUUCACA